CCUCCGGCGAGUAUAGGCAGCAGCGAAGAGAGUCUGUCCUCAGUUUCCGCUGGUUUCGCCGUUUCUGCAAAACCCUAGCGCGCCACUGUUCUCUGCAACGAAGAAGAAGAAAGAGGAGAGAAAAUUUGAAUUUGAUUGAUAAUCGCAGAGACCCAUUUCAAUGGCGAACAAAGCCGAAGCAUCAGUGUCCGUGAAGGACGCUGUGUACAGGCUCCAGAACAUUCUGCUCGAUGGCAUCACCGCCGAGGCUCAGCUAUUCGCCGCCGGCUCGAUCAUGUCUCGCGGCGACUACGAGGACGUCGUCACCGAGAGGUCGAUCACGAACCUCUGCGGGUACCCCCUCUGCCCCAAUCCGCUGCCCUCGGAUCGCCCCCAGAAGGGGCGAUACCGGAUUUCGCUGAAGGAGCACAAGGUCUACGAUCUUCAUGAGACCUACAUGUACUGCUCGUCGGGGUGCGUGGUCAACAGCAGGACGUUCGCGGGGACCCUGCAGGACGAGAGGUGCUCGGUGCUGAACCCGGCGAAGCUCGACGAGGUCUUGAGGCUGUUUGAUGGGUCCAGUUUGGGGCGGAAGGAGGAGGAGGAUGAUGGGGAUUUCGGGCUUUCGAAGCUGAAGAUUCAAGAGAAGGAGGAGGUUAAGAGCGGGGAGGUGACUACGGAACAGUGGGCAGGUCCUUCAAAUGCGAUCGAGGGUUACGUACCUCAGAAAGAGCGUAAGCCUGCACCACGCCGGUCGAAAGCUCAGAAAGAAGGACCUAAGCCUAGCAAAGCAAAGGUUGAUAAAACCAAUCUUAUCAUCAAUGACUUCGACUUUGUGAAUACUUGUAUCACUCCAGAUGAAUACAGUGUCUCAAAAUUACCACCGAGUUCGGUGGGGACAGCUUCCAGUUCGAAGUUAAAUGAAUCAAAGGAAGAGGGUAGUCAGGUGGACUCAAGGGAUCAGUCUGCACAGAAACAUAGAAUUUCUAAUGAAAAAUCAGUCGAAUUCAGAGAGAAGAGUAAGUGCAUUUCCACAGCAGAUGCUCCUUCGACUUCGAACGCUUGCCCACCCUGUUAUGUUGAACCAAUUGGUGAAUUGGGUGAUGAUGUUGAAAUUGUAUAUGGGAAACUGAGUUCAAAUGGGCUUAAGUCUUCUCUCAAGUCUGUGGGUGCAAAGAAAGCUAAUCGUUCUGUUACAUGGGCUGAUGAGAAAGAAACCAAGACGAGGAAUAGAAAUCUCAGCGAUGUUAGAGAAAUGGAAGAUACUGAAGCUGGUCCUGUGAUGUCAGACGAUGAAGGCAUUGAAGACGAGGGACAUUUGUUGCAAUUCUCAUCAGCUGAAGCAUGUGCUAUGGCAUUGAACCAGGCAGCAGAGGCUGUUGCCUCUGGCAAAUCUGAUGUGUUAGAUGCUGUAUCGGAUGCCGGUUUAAUAAUAUUACCUCCUGCACAUGAUGAGGAGGAAGAUGAGUCUGCAGAGGAUCCUGAGACUGUGGAAGUGGAUUUAGCUGCUGUGAAAUGGCCGAGAAAACCCAACAUUCCAACUUCUGAUUUGUUUGAUUCCGAAGAUUCAUGGUUUGAUGCUCCACCAGAAGGAUUUAGUUUGACAUUAUCGCCUUUCGCCAGUAUGUGGGGUGCUCCUUUUUCAUGGGUAACGUCAUCUUCUUUAGCUUACAUAUAUGGGCAAGAUGAGAGUUUUCAUGAGGAAUACCUCUCAGUUAACGGAAGGGAGUACCCACAGAAGGUUGUGCUCGCAGAUGGUCGCUCUUCUGAAAUCAAGCAAACCCUUGCGGGCUGUCUUGCUCGGGCUUUGCCUGGACUGGUUGCUGAUCUCAGGCUCCCUAUACCAAUAUCCACUUUGGAGCAAGCACUGGGGCGCUUGUUGGAUACCAUGUCAUUUGUCGAUGCUCUCCCCUCAUUCCGAGCUAAACAAUGGCAAGUGGUUCUUCUUCUAUUCGUUGAUGCUCUCUCCGUUUCCCGUAUUCCUGCACUUACUGCGCACAUGACUAACAGGCGGGCCUUGCUUCACAAGGUUUUAAAUGGUGCACAGAUAGGUGUUGACGAGUAUGAAAUUAUGAAGGAUCUGCUCAUUCCUCUGGGUAGGGUCCCUCGUUUCUCAGCACAGAGUGGGGCGUAGAGAGUGAGUCAGUGGUCAGCAAAUUAUCAGGUACCUGAAGCUGCUGCUUGAGAUGUAUGUUUGCAUUAUUCCAGUUGUCCAGGUAUAUUUCUUCCAUAGAUCUGCGGGAGGGUUCUUCCUGAACUGAAAUGAAAUCUUGAUGAAGAUGAAGAUGUAGAUGAAGAUGAACCUUGAUCUCAAGAAAACAAAAGGAAAAACAGUCAGAAUGUGGUUGAGAUGGAGGACUGACGGACCUGCAUGUAUAAUUCCAGAAUGUCGUUCUGCUAUUUAUCCUCUUAAUGGCGUUUUUCCACAGAUCAAUUUCAGCCAUCGAUAGGCGGAGAUCUGUCUCAUGGGCAUAUAUGUUUUCCAGUUGAAAGUUUCAAAUGGUGUAAAGAAGACCGGGAUUUUUGUGACUUGUUUAUGCAUUCAUGAACAAGGUCUUCUGCAACAAUAGAGGUCUCUUUUGGACUUGUCAUGGUGAUUGUGUUGGGUCCUCAUUUGAGUGGCGUGUUGUAUACGUGCUUGCUAUUGAAACUCGGAGAAUAAUACGAACUGUGCUUGAUGACAAUUUAGAAUUUAUGGUAAUUGGUGGCUGGUGCUGUCUUCUGAUCGGAA
Punica granatum (pomegranate) is the source of this 2710-nucleotide messenger RNA. The record is from RefSeq and is a predicted model, not a curated record. NCBI's taxonomy places the organism in Eukaryota, Viridiplantae, Streptophyta, Magnoliopsida, Myrtales, Lythraceae.